CCUAUAUACCUCUAGCUAUCUAGCUACGAUCACACCUGAGAUGUCUUGGCUUCUUAUCUUCGUGAUGAUCACUACAGCCUUCUCCAUCCAGACAACAACUCUCCAAAGACAAACCUCCCUCUCUAUCCGCAACAGCAAGCACCUCAUCUCCGCUGCUAGUUUCUGUCCGGAAGAUCUCAAUUCUCCACCCUGGAAAUGCUCUAAUCCCUACUGCGGUGGCCAGCAUCCUUUCUGGCCCGGACGGUGUCGACUGGAGGUGCCUCCAGAGGACGGGGAGGGAGGCGGGAAUGAAGUGAGGCAUUGUGUCUGUCUGGGGGGAUUCUAAUAUAGACCUUUUUAUUCUUGUUGUUUUUUUUCU
Messenger RNA from Aspergillus campestris IBT 28561, 358 nucleotides. RefSeq lists its product as uncharacterized. The transcript has 2 exons. The record is from RefSeq and is a predicted model, not a curated record. Lineage: Eukaryota; Fungi; Ascomycota; Eurotiomycetes; Eurotiales; Aspergillaceae. Bases 41 to 325 code for a protein of 94 amino acids.